Molecule: messenger RNA, 7236 nt
Organism: Pseudophryne corroboree (corroboree frog)
Lineage: Eukaryota; Metazoa; Chordata; Amphibia; Anura; Myobatrachidae
Exons: 11
Coding region: 1-4434 (1477 amino acids)
Biological process (GO): regulation of transcription by RNA polymerase II
Molecular function (GO): RNA polymerase II cis-regulatory region sequence-specific DNA binding; DNA-binding transcription factor activity, RNA polymerase II-specific
Source: RefSeq, a predicted model, not a curated record
AUGCAUAUCCAACAUUGUCUUCUCAUGGAGCAAGUUAUUGAGCACCAUCUGAAUUUCAGGGAUGAAGAUCUGACUAAUUUCAAGGUAGAAUAUAUAAAGGAGGAAGAAGAGCCAUAUGUGCUUGAUAAUAAGGCAGAAGAUAUAGAGGAAAAAGAAGAGGCGUAUGUGACUGAUAUGAAGGCAGAAGAUCCAGAGGGAGAAGAAGAGACUUAUGUUAAUAUUAUUAAGGUAGAAGAUAUGGAGGGAGAGGAGACGCAUGUGAUGGGUGAACAGCAGUGUAAGGAGGAGGAAAUCCCUACAGAUAUCAGCACAGAUGGAUGUAACAGAAGAAAUAUAUUGGCUGAAUAUCCCAUUGUAUCUCCAGAUUGUGAAAUAGAAGAUAAAUACAUCACACAAGAUUCUAAAGGAGAAAUCCAUGUGAGCCCAGUUAUACAUCCAGUACCUCACAGUGCUGAUAUAUCAUCUGUUACCUCUAACCAUGAGCAGUGUUCUGAUAAUUCAAAUAUUGGUCCAUCUAUCACAGCUCUUACAGUAGAUGAGAUGUUUUCCAGUUCUAUAAAUGCUAGUUGCUUUAUACAGAGCACAAUACUUCUUACCAAUCAGCCUACUAAGACAGUUGGGAGGACAUUUCCAUGUUCUGAGUGUGGGAAAUGUUUUACACGCAAAUCAGAUGUUGCUAGACAUCAGAGAAAUCACACAGGUGAGAGACCAUUUCCAUGUUCUGAGUGUGGGAAAUGUUUUACACAGAAAUCAGGUCUUGUUGCACAUGAGAGAAGUCACACAGGUGAGAAGCCAUUUCCAUGUUCUGAGUGUGGAAGAUGUUUUACACGCAAAUCACUUCUUGUUAUGCAUCAGAGAAAUCACACAGGUGAGAAGCCAUUUCCAUGUUCUGAGUGUGGGAUAUGUUUUACACGUAAAGGAGAUCUCAUUACGCAUGAGAGAAGUCACACAGAUGAGAAACCAUUUUUGUGUUCUGAGUGUGGAAAAUGCUUUAUACGCAAAUCAAGUCUUGUUGUACAUCAGAGAUGUCACGCAGGUGAGAAGACAUUUUCGUGUUCCGAGUGUGGGAAAUGUUUUACACAGAAAUCGGAGCUUGUUAUACAUGAGAGAAGUCACACAGGUGAGAAGCCAUAUACGUGUUCUGAGUGUGGGAAACGUUAUUCACGAAAAUCACAUCUUGUUACACAUGAAAGAAGUCACACAGGUGAGAAGCCAUAUACGUGUUCUGAGUGUGGGAAACGUUAUUCACGAAAAUCGCUUCUUGUUGGUUUUCAAAACAGCAUGUCUAAGGCGGCCAAGACCUCCAAGACCUGUUAUGUUUGUACGAAAUGUAACAAGAAGAGCACGCGGGUUGGCAGCUCCGGGCUGUGCGACUCCUGCUUAAACAAGGACGCUCCACCUGGGAGCAGUGCUCUGGCCAAGGUAUGGGAAGACAACCGUGCUAAUAGAAUCUCCAUGGAGAUGGCUGAGUCGCGCAAGCAACAAUCAGAAUGGGCUGCGGGAUUCUCAAAGACGAUGGAGAAAUUCCUCAUCAGGUUAACGCCGCCCGCACCCGCAGAAACGAGUGGGCGCAAAGCGGUUAAAAGAACUCUCCCUAUGAUACAAGAAUCAGAGGAGGAAGAGGGUUUUCUUCCUGAUACGGAGGAAGAUAUUAUGAGCAGAGCGAACACCAGAGCAAAAAAAACGGGAGCUUCACAAGAUAUCUCGCAACAUUUCUCACGCCGGGAAAAACUGUCUGAAACCUCAUCUCCACCCCCACCGAUGCCUACCCCCAUUAUGGAUCAGACGGACGCACCUUCAACCAAGUCGGACAUUCAAUCCCUUCAGAACAUGAUCUUAGACCUCAAGAACUCUUUCACGACAGCUCUUCAAUCAGCGAUCGGGGAAUUAAAAUCAGAUAUGGCGGCUCUAGACUCCCGCACAACCGCGCUGGAAUCACGGGAAGACCACCAACAAAAUUUCCGCAAACAAGUGGGCGAGGACUUGAGCUACCUAUCCAACGAGCUGGAAAUCCUCAAGGAUAAAGUUGAGGAUAGCGAAAAUCGCGAAAGGCGGAAUAAUUUACGCGUCCGCAAUAUCCCCGAAUCUGUCUCAACUUCCGAACUGGAACCAUACCUUCGACGCUUGUUCCUUCACUUGGUUCCGUCGCUUACGGACUCUGCCAUCUUGAUAGAGAGAGCGCACCGCGCCCUGAGGCCUAAACCGAAGGAUUCUGACCCUCCCCGCGACGUCAUCCUCCGGUUUCUGUCCUUCAGGAUUAAAAAUAGUAUCACACUGGCGUGCAGGAAUUCAACCACAAUUUUAUUUGAAGACUCCCGGAUUCAGAUUUACCAAGACUUAUCACCGGUGACCAUUGCUAAACGGCGUGAUUUACGUGCCGUCACUUCUACACUGCGCGACAAUGGUUACAAGUACCGCUGGGGGUUUCCCUUUCGCCUCAUUGUGGAGAUUGAUGGCAAAGUUCACACCAUCCGCUCUCCUGAUGAAGGGGACAAGCUUCUUCGAAAGCUGCAGCACACGUCACCUGUGCCUCCACCUCACUCACUGAUACAUGAGAGGCACAAUGACCAGAAGAUCCUGGAACUCACCAACAAGAUCAUUCACCUGCUGACUGGAGAGGAGGGGGAGUAUAUAGAGGAACACAGGGGUCUGUACAAGGACGUGAUAAUGGAGAAUCACCGGCCCCUCACAUCACUGAGUAAGAGGAGACUGUCAUGUAUUGUACAGGGGAGAGCAGAUGGGCCCAGUAACAGAGAUACCCCAGAGAGAUAUCCCCGUCCUCUGUAUUCCCAGGACUGUACAGAGGAAAAUCACAGGAUCCCACAGGAGUAUCAGGAUGAAGGCCUGACUAAUUUCAAGGUUGAAUAUAUUAAGGAGGAAGAAGAGGCAUAUGUGCUUGAUAAUAAGGAAGAAGAUAUAGAGGAAAAAGAAGAGACGUAUGUGACUGAUAUGAAGGCAGAAGAUAUAGAGGGAGAAGAAGAGACAUAUGUGACUGAUAUGAAGGCAGAAGCUAUAGAGGGAGAAGAAGAGACGUAUGUGACUGAUAUGAAGGCAGAAGAUAUAGAGGGAGAAGAAGAGACAUAUGUGACUGAUAUGAAGGCAGAAGCUAUAGAGGGAGAAGAAGAGACAUAUGUGACUGAUAUGAAGACAGAAGAUAUAGAGGGAGAAGAAGAGAUUUAUGUUAAUGUUAUUAAGGUAGAAGAUAUGGAGGGAGAGGAGACGCAUGUGAUGGGUGAACAGCAGUGUAAGGAGGAGGAAAUCCCUGCAGAUAUCAGCACAGAUGGAUGUAACAGAAGAAAUAUAUUGGCUGAAUGUCCCAUUGUAUCUCCAGAUUGUGAAAUAGAAGAUAAAUACAUCACACAAGAUUCUAAAGGAGAAAUCCAUGUGAGCCCAGUUAUACAUCCAGUACCUCACAGUGCUGAUAUAUCAUCUGUUACCUCUAACCAUGAGCAGUGUUCUGAUAAUUCAAAUAUUGGUCCAUCUAUCACAGCUCUUACAGUAGAUGAGAUGUUUUCCAGUUCUAUAAAUGCUAGUUGCUUUAUACAGAGCACAAUACUUCUUACCAAUCAGCCUACUAAGACAGUUGGGAGGACAUUUCCAUGUUCUGAGUGUGGGAAAUGUUUUACACGCAAAUCAGAUGUUGCUAGACAUCAGAGAAAUCACACAGGUGAGAGACCAUUUCCAUGUUCUGAGUGUGGGAAAUGUUUUACACAGAAAUCAGGUCUUGUUGCACAUGAGAGAAGUCACACAGGUGAGAGGCCAUUUCCAUGCUUGGAGUGUGGGAAAUGUUUUACAGACAGAUCAGCUCUUGUGACACAUAAGAGACGUCACACAGGUGAGAAGCCAUUUCCAUGUUCUGAGUGUGGAAGAUGUUUUACACGCAAAUCACAUCUUGUUAUGCAUCAGAGAAAUCACACAGGUGAGAAGCCAUUUCCAUGUUCCGAGUGUGGGAUAUGUUUUACACGUAAAGGAGAUCUCAUUACGCAUGAGAGAAGUCACACAGAUGAGAAACCAUUUUUGUGUUCUGAGUGUGGAAAAUGCUUUAUACGCAAAUCAAUUCUUGUUGUACAUCAGAGACGUCACGCAGGUGAGAAGACCUUUUCGUGUUCCGAGUGUGGGAAAUGUUUUACACAGAAAUCGGAGCUUGUUCUACAUGAGAGAAGUCACACAGGUGAGAAGCCAUAUACGUGUUCUGAGUGUGGGAAACGUUAUUCACGAAAAUCACAUCUUGUUACACAUGAAAGAAGUCACACGGGUGAGAUGCCGUUUUCGUGUUCUGAGUGUGGGAAACGUUAUUCACGAAAAUCACUUCUUGUUGUACAUGAAAGAAGUCACACAGGUGAGAGGCCGUUUCCGUGUUCUGAGUGCGGGAAAUGUUUUACACGCAAAUCAGUUCUUGUUGUACAUCAGAGAAUGCACACUGGUUAUGAUUAGAAGAUGGGAAUGGACAGAAAUCAGAUUCUACAAGAAUAAAAAUAAUUCAGCGCUAAAGAUAAAAACAUUCAAUGUUUAUUACACACAAAUAGUGCUAGUCAUAUAUAUGACAUACAUUUAGAAAUUAUAUAUAAAUAUACUGUUGCAACAGGAAAAAUAAAAAAUAUAUAAAAAACACCAAUAGAUGUGGGGCAAGGAGCAACACUGCUGAAAAAUAAAUGUUUCAGUAUAAACUGAUCUGUUUAGCUGGGAAAAUUCAUAUGAAGGCCUGCUUCCUAGGGAAAUUGUAUUAAGCCAGAGAUUACCAGUUCCAUUUGAGUCCUCCAAUAGGUUAGCACUCCUGUGUAGCAAUGGAGAUCCUCUUACUGGCUGUAUUUUUCCAUGAUGGUACUCUGCUGCAGGGUGGACCGUAGCAAGGUCUUUCACAAUGGCUUGUCAGAAAGUGUCCCAAUAGGACCGCAGUUCCCAAUCACUGGACAGCAGGCUUGUGUCAAAGAUUUAAGAGUCCCAGACUUGUCACUAACGCGUUUCACUGCUGGAGCAGCUUUUUCAAGGUAUACAAGCAGUGUGCCAAAAAGCCCUUUAUAUAGCAGUGUUUGAUCACAAUACCCCACAGGUGUGUACAAAUCAAUCAGUACAAAUAUUGUUCAAAUUAAAGAACUAACCUAACAUAAUUAAAAUGUUGACAGCCAGAAGAAUAGUCCUAAUAAGCAAUCAAAAAAACGAGGUUCAGAAAGUAUAAAUUAACCAACAUUUAGUAUUCUUAAUAUGGUCACAUGGUCAUUAAUCCCGGAAGUGGGAAGUAUUACAAUAUCUUGCUGUGCCUGAGUAUCAAGCCUCUUUCAUUUAUUUAAGAUGGACACAUACUGUGACCAAUCGGAUGUUGAUCACAUGGUCACAGAUCAGUCACGUGAUCGGACUCCGAUCACGUGAUGUGGCCGAUCCCCCCCCCCCCCCCGUUGCCUAGAAGCAAUGGUAACUGUUCUACAGCGGAGACAGGUAUCGUGCCCCGUCCCCACUGAUGAGCUCACAGGGAAGUGAGAUAUUCUCUUCAUCAGUCACGUGAUCCAGUUACGGUCACGUGACCUAGCGUGUCAUCAUGUUGCCCAGCAACAAUAUUAAACAAUAAGAUAUCCCCUUUGUUUAUUUUAAAAUAAAACAAUAUAUAUGGAUCUAACUCGGCGACCAGCCUCAGAACAGUCGUGUCCGUGGGCUAGAUGAGGCGCUCCGUCCACCGAUGUCGCCACACGGUCGACAGCACCGCGCCCGUCUCACACCACCCAGGGCCGGCCAGGACACAGUGUCAUCAUACCGCCCAGCGGCAGCAACAGACGCCACACACCCAUAGGACCACGGACAUAAUUAAAGCAUAAAGGAUAACAUUCAUACAGGUUGAGUAUCCCUUAUCCAAAAUGCUUGGGACCAGAGGUAUUUUGGAUAACGGAUUUUCCGUAUUUCGGAAUAAUUGCAUACCAUAAUGAGAUAUCAUGGUGAUGGGACCUAAGUCUAAGCACAGAAUGCAUUUGUGUUGCAUAUACACCUUAUACACACAGCCUGAAGGUAAUUUUAGCCAAUAUUUUUUAUAACUUUGUGCAUUAAACAAAGUGUGUCUACAGUCACACAGUUCAUUUAUGUUUCAUAUACACCUUAUACACACAGCCUGAAGGUCAUUUAAUACAAUAUUUUUAAUAACUUUGUGUAUUAAACAAAGUUUGUGUACACUGAGCCAUCAGAAAACAAAGGUUUCACUAUCUCACUCAAAAAAGUCCGUAUUUCGGAAUAUUCCGUAUUUCGGAAUAUUUGGAUAUGGGAUACACAACCUGUAUAACAUCCUAAAUAUGUAGUCACUCAUUGCGUCUCAUAAAAUCUAAUUGGUUAGGUCAUCACAUCAGGGAGAGAAAACGCUAGGUCCUUAAUUAGUACCCAUAGACAUAUUAGAAAUAGGUCCCCCGUGGCAGCGAUGACCCCAUAUAUAGUCAAAACUGUAUGGGUUCGAUGGUCACAUGGUGUUGAUAAUACAAUUUAUCACAAAUCAUGGCUGCCAAAGGGAACCACAAUAUAUAUAUAUAUAUAUAUAUAUAUAUAUAUAUAAACGAUAUGGAGAGAUUUAUAUAUUGCAAUAAUUCCAGUUCAGAACCCACUAAAAUAUCUGUUGGUAAAAAUAAACCCAAAUAAAUUACCAGUUUUUAUAUUUAGUAAUAUUGUCACUUUGUAAUUAUAUGUAUGUGAAUAUAUAUAUACACCCACAUACAUCCCAAAUCUACAAAUGAUUAAAAAAUAUGGUCAUAUACACCCAACCAAAAAACGGAAUAUAAUCGUAAUUAGUUAAAGCCACAAUUGAAGUCUUACAGCAUCUGUCAGCACCAAUCCUACCUUGGUAGUUUUUUCCUUAAGAAAUCAGAUUCUGUUAAACUAUAAAUUACUCAUACGCCUUUACUGAGGUGACACAUUUGCAAGCAUAAAUUGUUUUCUUUUAACAAGUUUUAUUUUUUUUUUUUUCAUCAUAUAAAUUUUUAUUUUAUGUCAGAAACACAUAAUUCAAUUGCUAUAGCAUAAACCGUAAACAGUAAACAGGGGGCUGUAUAGCCAGAAUUGUUACUAACACAAAUACAAAAAGUUUCUUUACGAGAACGGUAAGAGAGCGUGGUGUGGUUGAUAGAGGAGUCAUGUAGGAGACGGAGAACUCGAAAACAAGGAGUUCAGAGUUAUGUAAGAAGGGAGAGAGUGAGGAAAUAGAACAAUUUCUUCGAGAGGAUGCGGGUCCAGGGGAUAGGAGAAGAGAGAGAAGAGGAAAGAAAGAAA